Messenger RNA from Chenopodium quinoa (quinoa), 399 nucleotides. RefSeq lists its product as uncharacterized. The transcript has a single exon. Gene Ontology annotation, biological process: telomere maintenance; DNA repair. The record is from RefSeq and is a predicted model, not a curated record. Gene Ontology annotation, molecular function: DNA helicase activity. Lineage: Eukaryota; Viridiplantae; Streptophyta; Magnoliopsida; Caryophyllales; Amaranthaceae. Bases 1 to 399 code for a protein of 132 amino acids.
AUGUUUAUGAUAACAUUCUUGAAGCGGUGUACCAUAACACAGUGGAAACUCUUCUUUGUUUAUGGUAGUAGAGGGACUGGAAAGACUUAUUUAUGGAAAGCUUUAAUAUCAAAGCUUCGGUCAGAAGAACACAUAGUCCUCGCGGUGGCAUCGUUAGGAAUAGCAGCACUACUUCUGCCUUCUGGAAGAACCGCACGUUCUAGGUUCAAGAUCCCUGUGAAUUUGAAUGAGAAUUUUUGUUGUAGCAUUGAACAGGAUUCCGACCUUGCUGAAUUAAUCCACAAAACUAAGCUCAUAAUAUGGGGUGAGGCACCUAUGGUCCAUAGACAUGCAUUUGAAGCAGUAAACCGCACCUUGAGAGAUAUAAUGCAACUCUUUGACCAAAUAGACAAGGAUUAA